Annulohypoxylon maeteangense is the source of this 1224-nucleotide messenger RNA. RefSeq names its product acetyltransferase. NCBI's taxonomy places the organism in Eukaryota, Fungi, Ascomycota, Sordariomycetes, Xylariales, Hypoxylaceae. Bases 288 to 812 code for a protein of 174 amino acids. The record is from RefSeq and is a predicted model, not a curated record. Gene Ontology annotation, biological process: UDP-N-acetylglucosamine biosynthetic process. The transcript has 2 exons. Gene Ontology annotation, cellular component: Golgi apparatus; endoplasmic reticulum-Golgi intermediate compartment; endoplasmic reticulum. Gene Ontology annotation, molecular function: monosaccharide binding; glucosamine 6-phosphate N-acetyltransferase activity.
GUAUUCUUUAUCGUCGAUAACACAAUAACAACAUUAGAGUAAUAACGAGAACUGUCCCCUUUAACCUUUCGACCUCUUCUUAUUCUACUAUCGCCUCAACCAACAUUGUCAUUCGGAUCUCUUCCAACCACUUCAUCCUUCACUCCUUCACUCCUGGGUUUCCAUUGAGAAUCUUGGAUCUGUAUCCGCUCGUUUCACCGCUAACCAACAUUCGCUAAUUAACCACUGAAACCAAAACGAGACUUUCGAUAAGGCGAACAUUGCACAAGAUCACAAUCACAACCGCAAUGGCUGAACAAGGUCUCUUCUCGUCCGACCUCAUCUCACCCGAAGUCUCUGCCGCACUCCCUGAAGGCUACACCGCUCGAUCUCUACGACUAUCCGACUACGAUGCUGGAUUUCUCGACUGCCUACGCGUUCUGACGACCGUUGGUGAGAUUAGCAAAGACCAAUUCGCUGAGAGGUAUCAGUGGAUGUCAUCACAGGACACAUACUACGUCCUCGUUAUUGAGGAUGCCGCAAGGGGAAAGAUCGUAGGAACGGGAGCACUACUCGUAGAGAGGAAAUUCAUCCAUAGUCUUGGCCUGGUCGGUCACAUCGAGGACAUUGCUGUUGCGAAAGACCAACAAGGCAAGAAGCUUGGUCUUCGUCUGAUUCAAGCGCUCGACUUCAUCGCCGAGAAAGUUGGUUGCUACAAGACUAUCCUCGACUGCAGCGAAGCGAACGAAGGCUUUUACGUAAAGUGCGGCUUUAGGAGGGCUGGACUAGAAAUGGCCCAUUACUAUAACAGUGACAAGAGUAAGGCCCAGUGAGAAGAGUUCAGGCGAUUGAUAUCAUUUAUACCUACACCAACUGCACGCUACACGGUGCAUGUGCUUUUGAUACCUCGGCUGACUCCGAGCGUUUGGUAGAGCCGAAGAUUUAAGUUGAUGAGCCAACCCUCCUUAGAGCGGUCAAAAAACGAUAAAAGGGGACGGGACAUGGGAUAUAUAUACUAUUAGAGUUCUGGUACCUGGAAGAAGAAAUCCUGUCGUGACAGCACGAGAGCAUUCGAUACAGGAUAGAGUAUAGAGGGCCUAGAAAAUCAAGACAUGUGAAAGAGGGACAUGUGAUGGAGACCUCCAACAAUAGACUUGGAUUUCGUCAGUCCGUUACGACGCUGAGUAGAAAACAUUCUACCGAACCACAUUUUAUACUAAGCCCAAAAUAUCGCCUUCUCCUUCG